GGGGCUCUCAGGGUGCUGGGGGGCUCUCAGGGUGCUCGGGGGAGCCCCCCGGGUGCUGCCCACCCCCGAACCCCCCCAGGCACGGCAGGAGGUGAAGAUGUCCGGCUCCAUCGCCUCCUACGAGCAGCUGGUGCGGCAGGUGGAGGCGCUGAAGAAGGAGAACAGCCACCUCCGGCGGGAGCUGGAGGACAACUCCAACCACCUCUCCAAGCUGGAAAAUGAGACCUCGGACAUGAAGGAGGUCCUGAAGCACCUCCAGGGGAAGCUGGAGCAGGAGGCGCGGGUGAUGGUGUCCUCGGGGCAGCCGGAGGUGCUGGAGCAGCUCAGAGCCCUGCAGAUGGACAUCUCCAGCCUCUACAACCUCAAGUUCGCCCCGGAGCCGCUGAGCACCGGGCGGGGCACCGAGGAGAACCGGGACGGCCCCGGGGAGAUGGGCAGGGCCACGUUCCGCAUGCUGGAGGAGCUGGACCGCGAGAGGUGUUUCCUGCUGGGGGAGAUCGAGAAGGAGGAGAAGGAGAAGAUCUGGUACUACGCGCAGCUGCAGAGCCUGGCCACGCGCCUGGACGAGCUGCCCCACGUGGAGACGUUCUCCAUGCAGAUGGAUCUGAUCCGGCAGCAGCUGCAGUUCGAGGCGCAGCACAUCCGCUCGCUGAUGGAGGAGCGCUUCGGCACGGCCGACGAGAUGGUGCAGCGGGCACAGAUCCGCGCGUCCCGGCUGGAGCAGAUCGACAAGGAGCUGAUGGAGGCGCAGGACAAGGCGCAGCAGCCGGAGCCGCAGCUCUGCGGGAAGGUCCCGGGCGUGGAGGGGGACAGCAGCGGGGACCCCCCGAGCCACCCCGAGGAGGGCGGCAGCACCAAGGUGGAGGUGGUGUUCUGGCUGCUGUCCAUGCUGGCCACGCGUGACAAGGAGGACAUGUCCCGCACGCUGCUGGCCAUGUCCAGCUCGCAGGAGAGCUGCGUGGCCAUGCGCAAGUCGGGCUGCCUGCCCCUGCUGAUCCAGAUCCUGCACGACUCGGACGGGGAGCCGGGACCCCCCGAGAGCCCCACGGGGGCCAAGGACGCCCGCAUGAGAGCCAACGCCGCCCUGCACAACAUCGUGUUCUCGCAGCCCGACGAGGGCCAGGCCAAGAAGGAGAUGAGGGUUCUGCAUGUGCUGGAGCAGAUCCGCUCCUACUCCGAGACCUGCUGGGACUGGCUGCAGAUGCAGAGCCGGGACGGGGCACGGGGCCCUGAGGGCACCGGUACGGACUGGGAGGGACUGGGAGGGACUGGGAGGGACUGGGAGCAUCCUCUGUGACCCUCAUGCCCCGCAGUGCCGGUGCCCAUCGAGCCCCAGAUCUGCCAGGCCACCUGUGCCAUCAUGAAGCUGUCCUUCGACGAGGAGUACCGGCGGGCCAUGAACGAGCUGGGUGGGCUGCAGGCGGUGGCCGAGCUGCUGCAGGUGGACUAUGAGAUGCACAAGAUGACCAACGACCCCCUGAACCUGGCGCUGCGGCGCUACGCGGGCAUGGCCCUCACCAACCUCACCUUCGGCGACGUGGUCAACAAGGCCACGCUGUGCUCCCGCCGGGGCUGCAUGGAGGCCAUCGUGGCCCAGCUGGGCUCCGACAGUGAGGAGCUGCACCAGGUGGUCUCCAGCAUCCUGAGGAACCUCUCCUGGCGCGCUGACAUCAACAGCAAGAAGGUGCUGAGGGAGGUGGGCAGCGUCACCGGGCUGAUGCGCUGUGCCCUGCACGCCGGCAAGGAGUCGACGCUGAAGAGCGUCCUGAGCGCGCUGUGGAACCUCUCGGCACACAGCACGGACAACAAGGCGGCCAUCUGCGGGGUGGAGGGGGCCCUGGGCUUCCUGGUCAGCACCCUCACCUACAAGUGCCAGAGCAACUCCCUGGCCAUCAUCGAGAGUGGCGGUGGCAUCCUCAGGAACGUCUCCAGCCUCGUGGCCACGCGGGAGGAUUACAGGCAGGUGCUCCGGGACCACAACUGCCUGCAGACGCUGCUGCAGCACCUGCGCUCGCACAGCCUGACCAUCGUCAGCAACGCCUGCGGCACCCUCUGGAACCUGUCUGCCCGCAGCCCCCGCGACCAGGAGCUGCUGUGGGACCUGGGGGCGGUCAGCAUGCUGCGCAACCUCAUCCACUCCAAGCACAAGAUGAUCGCCAUGGGCAGCGCGGCCGCGCUGCGCAACCUCCUCACCAACCGGCCCCCCAAGUACAAGGACGCGGCCGUGGUGUCGCCGGGCUCCUGCAUGCCCUCGCUCUACAUGCGCAAGCAGAAGGCGCUGGAGGCCGAGCUGGACGCCAAGCACCUGGCCGAGACCUUCGACAGCAUGGAGAAGCAGAGCCUGAAGGGCCAGAGCGCCAAGAAGCCGCCGCGGCACAUGGAGAGCCUGGUGAAGGACUACGCCUCCGACUCCGGCUGCUUCGACGACGACGAGGUGCCGAACAUCUCCACCGGCGUGGAGACGGCCAGCGCCUCCGUGCUCUCCAUGUUCCUCAGCUCCUCCUUCCUGCAGGGCCAGGCGCUGCCGCGGGCGCUGGCGCAGCGGCGCUGCCCGGAGCCGGAGAAGGACGGCAGCGGGAAGGCGGCCGAGCCCAAGAAGCCGCCGCCGGUAGAAGAUGACGUCUCGCUGGCCGCCGAGAAGUUGGCCAACAAGAUCUCCAGCACGGUGGCCAAGAUCGACAAGCUGGUGGAGGACAUCUCCACCAUGCACAACUCCUCGGACGACAGCUUCAGCCUCAGCUCCGAGGAUCACUGCCUGGACUGGCAGUACGGCCCCGAGGACGGGCACGAGGCGCGCGCCCAGUCCUGCUCGCCGUGCCGGCUGUCGGACGCCGGCGGCUCGGCCAAGCGGGACAGCCUGAGCCGGGCGCACACCCUGCUGCGCCUGAAGACCGCCUGCACCAGCCUGUCCACCGACAGCCUCAACAGCGGCAGCACCAGCGACGGCUACUGCACCAAGGAGCACAUGAAGCCCUGCCCCCGGGCCGCCUUCCUGGACUACCGCGACGAGCUGCAGCGCUACCAGAGGCGGCCCAGCCGCCUCGACCUCAAGAGCAUCCUGGGCAAACCCGAACGGGCCGAGCCCCCCGCGCGGGACCCGGCCGAGCCAGACAAACCCGAGCAGCGGGACCUGCCCGAACGGGCCAGGAAGAUGGUGACUUUCCCCAGCCCCAAGGUGCCGGAGAAGGAGACGGAGUGGAAGAAGGAAGUGGGCACCAAGCCCCCCACCGACCCCCAUGUUCGCACCAUCAAGCUCUCUCCGUCCUACCAGCACGUUCCCGUGCUGGAGACCCUGGCCAAGAGCAGCACGGCUGCUGGCCAGCAGCCCUCCCUCCUGGGCAGGAAGCAAGCCUGGCUCCCCCCGGCGCUGCUGCAGGCAGCCGAACCCCUCAGCAAGAUCCCGGAGAAGCUGCCGGCCCAGCCAGCGGCCUCGGCAGAGCAGGAGUCCGUGCAGAAGUACUCGGUGGAGGACACCCCGAUCUGCUUCUCCCGCUGCAGCUCCCUGUCCUCCCUCUCCUCGGCAGACAACGUGCUGGACGGGCAGAGCCACAGCGAGAACGACCUGGACAGCGACUCCUCCCUGGAGAUCCUGGAGAUGGAGGAAGGGGACACAGAAGGGGAGGAUGUGAGGCAGGAGAAGGGGAAGGCGGUGGAUCCGGGUCCCAGCACGCCGGUGGGGAUCUCCCAGCCCAUCAGCAUCCCCUUCCCGAAGCGGGACAAGGUUUUCCUGCGGGAGGCCUCGCCCUCGCGCCAGGAGGACCUGACGCCCUCGAGCUCCUCGGAGAACUACAUCCAGGAGACGCCGCUGGUGAUGAGCCGCUGCAGCUCCGUCAGCUCCCUGGGCAGCUUCGAGAGCCCCUCCAUCGCCAGCUCCAUCCAGAGCGACCCGUGCAGCGAAAUGAUCAGCGGCACCAUCAGCCCCAGCGAGCUGCCCGACAGCCCCGGGCAGACCAUGCCCCCCAGCCGCAGCAAGACCCCCCUCUUUGAGCUGGGCUGCCAGCCCGAGAAGGAGACCAGCCAGUUCAACAUCCAGUGGGAGAACAACGUCAAGAAGUUCAUGGAGAUCACCGACUUCAAGGAACGCUUCCAGCUGCCCCAGGACCUGGACUCCAUGGUCUACUUCACGGUGGAGAAACCCAACGAGAACUUCUCGUGCGCCUCCAGCCUGAGCGCCCUGCCCCUCCACGAGCACUACGUGCAGAAGGACGUGGAGCUGAAGCUGAUCCCCACCUUCCCGGAGAAGAACAGCCUGAACUUCGCGGCUCACGAGAAGCGGGAGGAGCGGCGGGAGGAGCGGUACCUGGAGGGCCGGCGAAGGGCCGAGCGCCCCGAGCCCCCCGAGGACGACGACAUCGAGAUCCUCAAGGAGUGCAUCAGCUCGGCCAUGCCCUCCCGCUUCCGCAAGGUCAAAACCUCGCUGCUGUCGGGCCAGGUGCUGCACCCGCAGAGCAAGAAGCCGCUGCACGUCCCCGUGUACAUGCUGGUGCCGGCCCACGGCCACCCCGGGGUCCCCAGGCACCUGCGAGCCACCGCCCGCGACCUCUUCAAGGACGACGACUCCUUCACCGACUCGGCCGACGGGACCCCCGUCAACUUCUCCAGCGCCGCCUCGCUGAGCGAUGAGACCCUGCGGUACCCGGCGGGCGAGGAGGCCGAGCAGCCCCCGGCCGAGCGGCACCGCCGGCCCGGUCCCAUCCCCGCCCGCCGGGCCGCCUCCGGUAGCUCGGCCCCCGCCCGCCUCGGCCCCGCCGGGAAGGGCAAAGCGGGGCCGGGCCGCGGGGAGGAGAAGCGCGGCCAGAGCCUCCCGAAGGGCACAGCCGGGCUGGAGCCGGGGGUGGGCCGGGCCGGCGGGGUCCCCGGGAGGAAGGAUGAUGCUCUGGAGGACGGGGUGAUGUUCCAGUCGCUGUGCCACACCACGCCGACGGAGGAAGCCGUCUACUGCUUCUACGAGCCGGAUCUGGACGAGCUGCCCGAGCCGGGCGGGGACGGGUCCGGCAGCAGAGCCCAGCCCGGCCGGGCGCCGCGGAGGGAGCGCUGGGGAGGCUCCGUCCCCAACAAGGACCCCGAGCCCGGUCCUCGUCCGGCGAAGACGAAGCCUCAAAACAACCUGAUCGCCGACGAGACGCCGCCCUGCUACUCCCUGAGCUCCUCCAUGAGCUCCCUGAGCGACGCCCACCUCUCCGAGGGCGAGGAGCGGGGCCAGCCCUGCGGCAAAGCCGCCUGGCCGCGGGCAGCUGCGGCGGGGCAGGCGCAGGGGGGCUCGCCCAGCUCCCCCAGCCUCAACUCGGAGGAUGAUCUGCUGCAGAAAUGCAUCGGCUCGGCCAUGCCCAAGCGCCGGCGGCCCGCGGCUCGCCGCAGGAUGCUGGAGAGAAAGCAGAAGGCGCCGGGCACCGGCGGGAGGGAGCGGGCCGAGGUCAGGCAUCACCCCGAGGAGCAGGAGGAGGGCGGGUCCGACCGGGGCUCCGACCUGGACAGCGUGGAGUGGCAAGCCAUCCAGGAGGGAGCCAACUCCAUCGUCACCUGGCUGCACCAGGCUGCCGCCUCCCUGUCCCGGGAGCCUUCCUCCGAGUCCGACUCCAUCCUCUCCUUCAUGUCGGGGCUCUCGGUGGGCUCCACGCUGCAGCUCUCCCUGGGCAGGCAGGAGAAGCAGCGGCCCGGCAGCGCCUCCGGCCGGGACCCGGCGAGGAGGGAGCGGAGCACGGCCCGCCCGGAGCGCAGGGACGCGGCCGGUGCCCGUCCCGCCGCCCGCGCCACCUCCGGGGCGGAGCGGAGCCCCGCGCCCGCCAAGCCGGUGCCCAACCUGCCCGUGGUUUUCCGCGGCAGGACCGUCAUCUACAUGCCCAGCCUGGCCAAAGAUGCCCCCAGCCCACGGGCCACGCCGAAGAAGAGCCCCGCGGCCAAGCCCGAGGCGCCGCCGGCCAAGAACCUCUCGCUGAGCCAGCAGCGCUCUCGGAGCCUGCACCGGCUGGGCAGAGCCCCCGAAAGCGGCGAGCUGGCGCUGCCCAAGAGGAGCACGACCCCGCCCGCCCGCAUCGGCAAAGGGCCCCCCUCCUCGGGCUCCUCCCGCACCUCCACGCCCUCCCAGCACGCCCCCAAAAAGCUGCCGUCGCCCUCCCAGGUCACCAAACCGGCCGCGGGCAAGGCCAGCGGCUCCUCCUCCCCGCCGGGACCCCCGGCCCGAGCCCCGGCCCCCAAAUCUCCGGCUCCCAAGCAGUCCAAGACGCAGAAGUCGCCCGUGCGCAUCCCCUUCAUGCAGAAGCCCAGCAGGAAGGUGCUGCCGGGCCGGGGGGCCAUGCCGGUGCUGGAGGAGCACGUCGAUGGCUCCAAGGCUCGGGCCGGGGGGCCGGGGGGCAGCCGGCUCAACCUGGUGCGGAUGUCAUCCGCCCGCUCCAGCGGGAGCGACUCGGACCGCUCCGGCUUCCUGCGCCAGCUCACCUUCAUCAAGGAAUCCUCCAGCCUGCUGCUGCGGCACCGCUCCGACCUGUCCCCGACGCCCCCGGCCACCUCGCUGCCCCGCCGGGGCUCCCCCCAGCGCAGCCGAGCCGCGCUCCCGGCCGUGUUCCUCUGCUCCUCCCGCUGCGACGAGCUCAAAGCCGCCAAACCGGCCAGCCCCGGCCAGCGGCCGCUCAUCCCCCGAGCCCAGCCCGGUGCCAAAGCCACGGCCGGGGCCAAACCGCCGCGCCGGACCAGCUCCGAGAGCCCGUCCCGGUUGCCGGUGAAGAGCGGCGUGCCCGCGGCUGAGCCCUUCAAGCGCUACUCGUCCUCGCCCAACAUCAGCGUGGCGCGGCGGGCGGGCAGCCCGUCCUCCGUGCGCUCCGAGGCGGCGGCGCGGCGGCGGCAGAACGAGCCGGUUCCCGGCGGGCCGCCGGCCAAGCCGCCGGUGGUGAUGAUGAAGGGAACGUGGCGGAGGAUCCGCGACGAGGACAUCCCGCACAUCCUCAAGAGCACGCUGCCCUCCUCCGCGCUGCCGCUGGCGGGUUCUGGCGACGAGGAGCCCCCCGGUACCCCCGGCACGCCCAGGAAAACCAGCGACGCCGUGGUGCAGACCGAGGACUUCGCCACCUCCAAGACCAACUCCAGCACCUCUCCCACGCUGGAGACACGCGAGGGACCCCCGCACCCCCGUGUCACCGGGGAUGGCGAAGCCCCCGCGCCCGCCAAGGCCGCCCUGCCCAUCUCCUUCGGCCACGAGGUGCCCACCGGGACCUUCCCCGGCAGCCGCCACGGCUCCCCCAGCAAGGCCGCCCGUGUCACCCCCUUCAACUACGUCCCCAGCCCCAUGGCGGUGACAGCGGCGGCCGACAAGGCAGUGGGGAAAAUCCAAGCCUGAUGGUGCCCCAGUGAGGGUCCUGUGACACCCCCAGCCCCGCGGGGACUGUGUUUGGGACACAUGUGGGGAUGUGGGGACAGCUGGGGACCAGCGAGUCACCCCAACCCGCUGCUGGCCCCGGCUGGGUCUUGCUGUGCUGAAGCAUCGCUGUUCCCAGCAGCAAGGAUUGGACAGAACUGGGAAUGUUCCAGGUUUGGGUGGUUCUCAUGGACCGUCCCCUCGCACUGAUGGACACCCAGGGACAAGCUGAGGUGGGGCUGUGUCCCCGUGUGUCCCCAUCCUGCUCACCCAGGGGCUGAUCCCACCCAGGAAAACCCCACCCGCUCCAGCUUGGCUGGCACCAGCUCUGGCUCUGCCAACGGUGGCAGCUCAUUUAUUAACAGGGAAGGGAUGCAGAGGAGAGGCUUUGGAGGGGGAGAUGGGGACCAGAACCCCGUUUGGGGGACCAGGAUGUCCCGCUGGCGGUUCCUGUUUGCUGACGGGUGACCUGUGCCAGUCUGAGGUGGCAGCAGGUGGAAAUGGUGCAGGAGAAGCCGGGCAGAGCUCGUGGGGGCCGGGGCUCAUCCCAGGGGCUGCUCCCAGGGUGCUGUCCCCAGGCUGGGGGGCUGCUCUGGGAGAGGACAGGCUGCUGAGCUGGCACUGGGAUGCCCAACCCCCAGGAAAGGGUCUGGGGUCACUCACCUUCACUCAGAGCCCCCCCGCCUCCCACCCCCAGGGCAGGAGAGCCCCGGCUCGCAGCCAGGAUCCCGGUGUGUCCUUGUGGAUGUGGACACGGAUCCAUCCAGGACUGGAUUACGCCCACGGGCACAGGGCCUGCCAGCCCCAAAACCCGGGGGACACCCCCACUCCUGCUGCCAGCCGGGCCCAGGUGCCAGAAUUGGGGUGUGUGGGAAGUGCCUCGACCCCUGGGAGGGGGGUGGGCUGCAGAGGGACCCCCAGUCCAGGUGGUCCAGCCCCCUGGGAUACCUCCAGUGCUACUCCAUCGCUCCCUGUGGAUGGGUGACCUCUGUGCCCCCAUCCAGUGCCACAGCGGGGCUGUAGGGACAGAGCCGGGGCUAUGGGGACAUGUGCAGGGGACACACCUGGGUGGCUGUGGGAACACACUGAGGAGCUCUGGGUUGCACUGUGGGGCCAGGGAGACACCAGGACUGUGGGGAUAUGCAGGGGGUCCCCAGGGACGAGCACUGGGGUCAUGGGGAUGGGCACUGGAGCCCCUCUGCCCUGGCAGCGGCCGGGACUGAGGAAAAGGAGGAAAAUCCCAGGAGCAGCACUCCUGAGAGCCCUAACGGAGCGCAGGGGUGGCAGGAGGGCAGCAUCGCCCCUCGGCUACAAACCACCUCCCUCCCCUCCUCCACCGACAAUCCCGCCGGGCUCUGCCGGGCUCCGCUCACUGUAUCUAUGUAUAAGGAUGUUAUUUUAGCAGCCUCUGGACAGUAUUCCCAAUUAAAAACCAACCUGUGUAAAUAA
Taeniopygia guttata (zebra finch) is the source of this 8797-nucleotide messenger RNA. The record is from RefSeq and is a predicted model, not a curated record. Lineage: Eukaryota; Metazoa; Chordata; Aves; Passeriformes; Estrildidae.